Engraulis encrasicolus (European anchovy) is the source of this 1055-nucleotide messenger RNA. RefSeq lists its product as uncharacterized. Lineage: Eukaryota; Metazoa; Chordata; Actinopteri; Clupeiformes; Engraulidae. The record is from RefSeq and is a predicted model, not a curated record. The transcript is spliced from 3 exons. Bases 309 to 1055 code for a protein of 248 amino acids.
UCAUUGCAGGGCCAGCCCCGGGCUGGCCCGGACAAAAGGGGGCUGACGGUGAUCUCAUCAAAAGGGGGCUAGGUGCUAAAGAUGGCCGCCGGGCCAGGUUGUGGGGCUAAGGGCCGCUUUUCCUGGCCCGUCGAAUUCGAUGGGCCAUCAAGCACCGCCGAGGCUCGGAGGCGGGGUCAACCUCGGGCAGAGGUCAGGGAGGGGUCGGGGAGGGGUUAGUGUCCGAGACCAAAUAAAGGGCAGAUGUUGAGACUGAAGCAUACAGUAUUUCAUUUUUUUAUACACUACAAGAACGAAGAAAGAAGAAGAUGGCUGCUGAGCGCGUGAUCUGGUCUGUGGAGGACGUGAAGACGCUCCUCACCAUCUGGGCUGAAGACUCAGUCCAGAGGAAAAUCGAUGGGGUGUGCAGAAACGAAGACGUGAUGAAGUUCAUUUCUUCAGAGAUGGCCAAGGUCGGUGUGUUCCGAACAACACGACAAGUCCGUGAGAAGCUAAAGAAACUGCGGGCGUCCUACAAAGCGGCCAAAAUACACAACGGUCGCAGUGGUGUGGCGCCAAAGAAGUUCCCUUUUUAUGACUUGAUGGACAGCGUGUUGGGUCACCGGCCUAGUCAAUCCACGGGACGGAACACAGCAGAACUGCAGCCUGCAGAAAAUGAGCGUCCCAUUCCAACACCGGAGCCCAACUCCCGGUUGUGUGAGACGCCUGAGAGGGAGGACAGCGUUGUCGAGUCGGACGCUGAAACGUCGGUCAUGGGUGAUGCAGAGGAGCCCAAGAGACGGACUUAUCAGCAGGACCUGCUGGCUAGUCUCGAGAGGGUAGCUCGAGAAGACCGGGAGUGUGAGGUGAUGCUGCGGGAAACGGAGAUGAAGAGCGAGCAGGAAAUGCGAGAGAGAGAGAUGGAAAACACACAGCAACAAGCACAGCAACUAGGGCAGGAACUCGGCCUCCAGAUGCAACUUGCGAGGGAAGCGUGGGCAGAGCAGAUGAGAAGAGAGGACAGCAGGGGCAAGGAGAUGCUGAGUCUGCUAGCCGCCAUGAUCCACAAGAAGUAG